AUGAAACUGGAGCGAGAUAGAGGUGUUGCAGAGCUUCUGCGGGCAUUGCCAACAUGUAACAAAAGUGAAAGACUGCAAUUUGAAGUUAAUCUUCUACUUCUGAUUAGUGAUUCUGAAACGUCUUGGGAGACGAAGCAUGGCUGUUUGUUAGCAGCCAAAGCCUUGAUUCCAUACCUGAAUCUAGAUGAUGAGCAUGAUGCUGAUUUUGUGCAUAGAAUGAAGGGCAUUGCAGAAAAAUUUCUGACAGACAUUGAAGUCAGAGUAAGGACUGCAGCUGGUGAAGUUUUAGGUGUACUUUGUGGGAAAAUUGGACCAGCUGUGUAUCAAGAGUGUAAGGAGUAUGUGUUGCGAUUGAUACAGAGUAAUUUGGAAAGACAAGUGGCUGAUGACGAUGAUGGCUCAAAACAUGAACAGUUGGAAACGGAGAAACUAAUGGAAAAGUUAGCAGGUCCUUCCCAAAGGCGCAACAGUGCUGAAGCUGCCCAGAUUUUCCAUGAUACAGCUGGGUGGAAGAACUUGGAGACAAGCCUCAAGUGCUUACAGGCAAUGAUUGAUGGAUGUGGUGCAUUCUUUCAACCGUUUGUGGAUGAUGACUUGCUGCAACUUAUCUUCACAACUUUAACACACACCAAUCGAUUUGUCCGUGAAACUGGUUUUUACGUCUGCUCAUCCCUUGUUGGCUGUGGCAGCAGUGAUCAAGGUAUGCAUAAUUAG
This is a messenger RNA of Zootermopsis nevadensis, 714 nucleotides long. The record is from RefSeq and is a predicted model, not a curated record. NCBI's taxonomy places the organism in Eukaryota, Metazoa, Arthropoda, Insecta, Blattodea, Termopsidae.